AGAACACACUGACCACCACGCAGCGGCGAGCGAGCAAAGCUAGGCGCCAAUAAACCGAUAGAGCAAGAUGGUGAACUUCAUCGAGGCGCAGAAGCCGAUCCUAUCGCGGCUGAUGAAGAUGGCCGGGCUCCGCCCCGUCGAGGUCGAGGUCGAGCCGGGCAGCACCAUGCACGUCUGGGCGCCCAAGCACCACGUUGGCAAGAAGGGCACCACCAUCAGCCCGCUCGAGCCGGCCGGCGUCGGCGUGAGCACUGCCAAGAAGCCCGAGAGGAAGGGGAGGAAGAAGAGCCCCGAGACGAGGCCCAACGUGGUCCUCAUCCACGGCUUCGCCGCCGAGGGCAACGUCACGUGGCAGUUCAACUUCGGCGUGCUCGUGUCGCGCUACAACCUCUACAUCCCGGACCUGAUGUUCUUCGGCAAUUCGUCGACGGCGAGCGCUGACAGGUCGCCGGAUUUCCAGGCUGAGUGCGUGGCCGGGGCGCUCGCGCGGCUGGGCGUGUCGCGGUGCGACGUGGUGGGCUUCAGCUACGGGGGCAUGGUGGCGUUCAAGCUGGCGGAGGCGCGGCCGGAGCUGGUGCGCUCGCUCUGCGUGUCCGGGUCUGUGGUGGCCAUGACGGACGCGGUGAACAGAGAGACGAUGGAGCGGCUCGGCGCGGGGUCGUCGGCCGAGCUGCUGAUGCCGGAGACGCUCAAGGGGCUCAAGGCGCUGCUCUCCAUCUCCAUGUACAAGAAGAUGUGGUUCCCGGACAGGUUCUACAAGGACUACCUCAAGGUGAUGUUCACCAACAGGAAGGAGAGGAUGGAGCUGCUGCAGGGGCUGCUAACUAGCAACUUGGAUGCCAAGAUCCCUACAUUCCAACAGAAAAUAAUGCUGAUCUGGGGCGAGGAGGACAAGAUCUUCGACAUCGAGCUCGCCAAGAAGAUGAAAGAGCAGCUGGGCGACAACUGCUUCCUGCACGGCAUCCCCAAGGCCGGCCACAUGCUGCACGUCGAGCGGCCGUGCGCCUACAACCGCCAGCUCCAGAGGUGGCUUAGCUACCUCAACUCCGUCGAAGAAGGAGAUCAGGCCAGCUGAUCGGUUCGUCCCAAAGCCAACGUGUGCCCGGAGAGCAGGGUGCAUGCCCUGCUCCUGCAGAUCAUUCAGUUCGAUUGAUUCGGCUUGUUUCCUGUAUGCUCCUGUUCUUUCUGUUUGCUCUUGACGUUGCUGUUGCAAAGGAAGGAAGGAGUAGUAGCUAGCCCACACAUGCACUAGUGUUGCCUCGUACGUGAUGCCUUAUUCGUUUGGAUUCUUUGUGAUUCUUCAAUCGUUCAUAUAUGCAACGUGAUGUAAUAAUACGUUGGUACGCAAAAGAAAUUACAUGCAUGUCGUUCUUCUUUUUGU
Phragmites australis (common reed) is the source of this 1381-nucleotide messenger RNA. RefSeq lists its product as uncharacterized. Lineage: Eukaryota; Viridiplantae; Streptophyta; Magnoliopsida; Poales; Poaceae. The coding region runs from base 68 to 1075 and encodes 335 amino acids. The record is from RefSeq and is a predicted model, not a curated record. The transcript has 4 exons.